AUGGGCGUGUUACCGGUACCGGCCGAAGUGCGGGUCAUCCUGCUGGACAUCGAAGGCACCACCACCCCCAUCGCUUUCGUCCAGGAGACCCUGUUCCCUUACAUCAAAGACAACGUGAGGGAGUAUCUGCGUGCUCACUGGGAGGAGGAGGAGUGCCAGCGGGACGUGGGACUGCUGAGGAAACAGGCUCAGGAGGAUUCCAGCUUGGAUGGGGCCACGCCAAUCCCUUUGGAGAGUGGAAAUGGGGAAGAGGAGCUGGAGAGGAUCAUCCAGGCAGUGGUAGACAAUGUGCACUGGCAGAUGUCUCUGGACAGGAAGACCACAGCCCUGAAGCAGCUGCAGGGCCACAUGUGGAGGGCAGCCUAUGCAACCGGGCAUGUCAAAGGAGAAAUCUUCGAGGAUGUGGUUCCAGCCAUCAGGAAGUGGCGGGAAGCAGGGAUGAAGGUCUACAUCUACUCCUCAGGCAGCGUUGAAGCCCAGAAGCUUCUGUUCGGAUACUCUACAGAAGGUGAUAUCCUAGAGCUCUUUGAUGGCCACUUUGAUACCAAGAUAGGCCCCAAAGUAGAAAGUGAGAGCUACAGGAGGAUUGCUGCCAGUAUCGGGUGUGCCACCAACAACAUCCUCUUCCUGACAGAUGUCCCUCGAGAAGCCAGUGCAGCUGAGGAAGCAGACACUCACGUGGCUGUGGUGAUCAGACCAGGCAAUGCUGGACUGACGGACGACGAGAAAUCAUAUUACAGCCUCAUCUCAUCUUUUGCUGAACUUUUCCUGCCUUCCUCCACUUAAGGAGAGUGGUGCAUGCAGAAAAGACUGUGUUUCACCUGGCUUGUCCUUGUGUAACGUUAGGUAAUUUUAUCCAUUAUCAGAAUUUUAGACCAAAUCCACAUCAUGUCUUUUACCUGUGACUAGGGCAGGCUGGUACGGAUGGACAGUGUGGUGUGGGGUCCCUCCUGCCCUAC
Molecule: messenger RNA, 959 nt
Organism: Chaetura pelagica (chimney swift)
Lineage: Eukaryota; Metazoa; Chordata; Aves; Apodiformes; Apodidae
Gene: ENOPH1
Product: enolase-phosphatase 1
Exons: 6
Coding region: 1-786 (261 amino acids)
Molecular function (GO): acireductone synthase activity; magnesium ion binding
Source: RefSeq, a predicted model, not a curated record